Messenger RNA from Haliotis rubra (blacklip abalone), 4187 nucleotides. RefSeq names its product ETS-related transcription factor Elf-3-like. Gene Ontology annotation, cellular component: nucleus. NCBI's taxonomy places the organism in Eukaryota, Metazoa, Mollusca, Gastropoda, Lepetellida, Haliotidae. Gene Ontology annotation, biological process: regulation of transcription by RNA polymerase II; cell differentiation. The coding region runs from base 229 to 1362 and encodes 377 amino acids. The transcript has 7 exons. Gene Ontology annotation, molecular function: DNA-binding transcription factor activity, RNA polymerase II-specific; sequence-specific DNA binding. The record is from RefSeq and is a predicted model, not a curated record.
GAUCGGUGACGUGGAGCAAAACGACUGGCUGUAUUUCCACUUAAGCGCACAUGACUUCCUUCUUUCUAAAAAUAGCUAUGCGGUGUUUUCCCGUAUGGCCUAACGUUAAGUACUGCUCAGUAUAAUAUUCCGUAUUUAUAAAACAGGGGCGACAUCGACUAGACGCUUGCUGUACAUUCAGACAAGAUUGACGGUCAGAUCGUCACUACUGAGUCAAGCGUCAAGUACAUGGAUAACAACCCAGUCAAAACAGAAUCAGUGUCGGAUUUAGGUACAUAUACACCACCAGUAAGAAUGGAAGUCACACAUACCAACCCCCAGUUCCACAUGCUGCCAACAGUGCCUCACGUCACGCAGCUAAUACCAGUGACGUCACACCUUCCACAAAAACCUGAGCCGUCCACGAGUCUGUCCCAAGGAGAACUAGAUUUCUUGGUGUCCUGCUUAACCCAAAUCGCCUGUUUCCCAAUCGGAUAUGGUACAGAGCAUAUAGAAACAGCUGGAAAUAUUCCCUUAUUCGAAGAGCUGAUCGACAGCUCAGACACAGCACCAAGACCUGACAACUCAAAGAGAUUAAACACUGGAACAGGGGAGACAACUGCAGCGUUUACUGCUAGCACCAGUGACAUGGAGACGGCAGCAAAAUUUGUCCAAGACCUUCUGCGCAACCCCCAGAUUGAAACUUGUCACUCACCUUCUCGGCGUCAAGGUCAUGAUUUCACGCAGAGAAGGCAGCCAGGAUUCCAAAUGCCAUCUUCACCAAUGGGUCAAGGUCAUCAACCUGGACGUCAAAGCCCACAAUUUGAAGGUCAAAUCUCUCCAUACGGAGGUCAAAGCCCUCCUUUCUCUGGUCAAGGGUCACAGUCAGCGACGGAGUUCUACUUUCCCAUUAUGGAGAAUCCAGACCACCUCUCCUCUCCUCCAAUGCUCAUGGAUAUGGGAUAUCAGCAAGGUCAAGGUCAAAGCUACGUGCAGGAUCCUGGAGCAACGUCUCAAGGUCAGCCUCGGCUGUGGAAGUUCAUCCUUGACCUUUUGGAAGACUCACGUUACAACCCCUCCCAUAUCGUUUGGGUCAACCGCCAGGAAGGCAUCUUUCGGCUCAUAGACCCUCCCAGACUAGCGGAGCUCUGGGGCCACGUUAAGGGGAACAAGAGUAUGAACUACGAGAAGCUUAGCAGAGGGUUGAGGUACUAUUAUACACACAACGUCCUGGAACACGUUCCAGGGAAGCUGGUUUACAAGUUCGGCCCGGGGGCACAGGUGUGGCAAUACCUCUCCCAGCCGUCGAUGACCAUGUACUCUAGAACAGUAUCCAGCACGGUGACGUCACAGUCCCAUUACCCUCCCCAUACGUCAUAUUAGAUGACGUCAUUUAUGUAUGACCGAUACUUUAACUCGAAAGUCAUCUAGUCAAACAUUCAUUGCAAACAUGCGUUCUGUAAGCACCAAGAUACGGCUGCUUACAGAUCACAUGUCAGUCUUCUAGACUUUGCACAUCCCGGAUGCACGUUUAAGACAUGCAUCAUUCGGUUACGGGUACUAUUUUUCUGUAUGUUUUUGGGUUCUGUCAAAGGUGUCCCUUGGCAUUCAGAAAAAGUGCCAACAUGGCUGUACUAUUCCGCCAUGCCAGUGUGAACCGGUUCAGUGACGUGAUAUCUACACUGUCGUGUGUACGGUUUUACACGAGUAGGAACGGGCCGAGUUGUAUAUAGUAUAUCUGUGAGGUAUACUUAUUCGGACUGAGCCUGCUUGCUACAAGAGAAAUAAUCAGUUAGAUUUUUUCAUGUAUCCUCUAUGAGGACUUAACAACAUAAUUUCAUGUGCAAACUGGGUUCUAUGAAACAACCAACUUGACAGUUUACGGAGAUAACUCAACACCUUAAAGUCGUAACAGUGUAUCUCGGCUGUAAAGGUAGUAAUCGAACGAAACAUCCAGAUCGCUGCUUAUUCCCCAACGAAACUGUUAUCCUGCUACUUAGUGACGUCAUGCUAUUGUGAAGUGGCCACGUCAUGAUUUAUAUCAGAUCUGCCAGCCUUUGAUUGUCGUUCGAUAGCACCCUUUAAAAGAAGUUCACGUCAAGGUGACGUUAAACAAUCCGGAGAUACAUAAUGAGUUUAAACGACUUUGAGGUAAUGAGGUAUUAUCAUGGCUGUCGUAAUAUCUUUAAAUACAGUUUUGAAAUGAUAUCAAAAUUACUCUCCACUAGUAUACGGUACUGGUGUUUUCGGUCAUAUACUCACUAUCGCUGAAGGAACAGUCAUAUUAUAUUUGUUAUGAAAUCAACAUCUUCAGAAAAUCCCGUUAUUCAUGGUGUGUAAACUACAGUCACCAUUCUAAUUUGAGUACGUUUGGUUCUUUGGUUAAUGUUUCAUAGUACCCAUUAACUCACAACGCUCUGCGGCCAUAACAAAUAAAUUACGCUUAAAAUGAAAGUUUUCUUUUCAUCGAAGAUCAUUCUUCAUGUAAAUUAUUCAAAAUCAAGGGCGCAUCACUCUGUUUACUAUGAUGUUAUACCUUUUUCUUAACAUGGCUGCUGACACCAGCUAAGCACCACAAAAAUUCACAUGGUGAAUAAACUUUACUUUUUCCAAAUUGUUAUGUCUAAUUAUAUCUGCCCACCUUCUCAUGUUGAUAAUAACGAAGUAUAAGGUAGUUUCUUGUUGUGGCCUAUGCGAGCAAAUGCAUUUACGCUUUGUUCACUUGCUGUAAAAUAUAUGGCAUAUCUGUGUCAAAAUUGUAUAAAUUAUUUCAAGUUUUUGUUUUGAGUAUGAUGAUAAACCUUGCCUCCUUGUUUUGCUAGAAUUAGACUGCUGUCAUGUGGAGGUUGGUGUCAUGUAUUGGUCAACAUACAGUCCGGGAUGCUCAAUGCCCAUCCUAUUGAAUCAUUGGUAUAUUUGUUUUGUUCAAUGCCCAUCCUAUUGAAUCAUUGGUAUAUUUGUUUUGUUCAAUGCCCAUCCUAUUGAAUCAUUGGUAUAUUUGUUUUGUUCAAUGCCCAUCCUAUUGAAUCAUUGGUAUAUUUGUUUUGUUCAAUGCCCAUCCUAUUGAAUCAUUGGUAUAUUUGUUUUGUUCAAUGCCCAUCCUAUUGAAUCAUUGGUAUAUUUGUUUUGCUCAAUGCCCAUCCUAUUGAAUCAUUGGUAUAUUUGUUUUUUUCCCUUUAUUUCGUGGUGCUUACGGAGUUUCAGACCAAACGGGCUGUCACUCUGGAUAAAUCAGGGGAAGAUCACCAUUUCUGACGGAACGUGUCCAUUGUUUUACUUGAAAGGCAAGAUACGUCGAAUACAUUUAAGGAUAUAACGAAGGAUGAUUUUUUCCUAAGCGGUAGACCAGAGCACAAAAUAUUCCACUAUCUCAAUCAUCCAUGCAUAUCUCAUCAAUAAACUACAUCAUUGGGAUAAUUGUUAAUAAUGAAAUCUUCUGAAACGUUUCAUGAAAGUAUGUUAUAUUCUUAUAUACUGUUCUGUUAGAAUCACACCUGUCGAUAUGUACAUUUCACCCUUUGACAGUCAUGCGUAUUGCAGUUAUUCAAUUUUGAGUAAUCCAUCAAUAUAAAUAGAAUGAAAUAGAUCAAUAAUCUUAUCACAAUUUGGUUAAAAUGAACAGUUUGUACUAGAAAUAUAAUAAGAGAAUCGUGAUGUUUAAAAUGAUUUCGAUACAGUUUAUAACAAGACGGAAAGAGAUUUAGAUUAGUCAAACAAACGAAUGGUGUGCCAUCACAUAGAUUAUGUAUUGGUCAAGUUGGAGGUGUACAGCCUUGGUUAUGAUGACCACUGUCCAGCCAGUCUUCAGAGUAGAUCAAAGAGUUCAUAAGAGUAAUAAACGUCACAAAAGAGUCCCGUGAUCCUUACAAACUGCCUCUUUACGCCCGAGCUGUCAACUAUGAUUGAACAUAUACAUUAACAAUUCAUUACCGGCAUAGCAAAGGCGAGACUUAUGAUCGCCUUCACGUCAUAGUAGGACAAGCAGGGAGUGAGUAUUGCCCCUUGGCUACUUCCACUAUCGGCAGUCAAUCACUCAUGAAUCGCAAACCUUCGAUUGUGUAGAUGUUGUUGAGAGGAUGACUGUAUGAUUUGUAAAUAAUUCUUGUUACAGUUGUGUUUUUCGUUUUGAUAAAUAUUCCCACGAUGUGCCUGCAUUUAUGUUCACUGAUAUGGUCUGGUGGUUAUGUACAUUAUUGAUCAAUCUAUUA